UUCAAGGAAAUGAUAUGGGCGCGAAAAUAAUAAACACGUAUUCUUGGUCAGUACUUAAAAGGCAAUCAACGAUCAUGUUUCUGUAGAGUUAAAGUUAUUAUUACUAGUUUUUUUUUAAUUCUAUAUGGUUGUAAAUUCCUGGGUUGAAAUAUUGUUUCAUUAGCAUUCACAAUGUCUGAGAACGGAAACAAUAGACCGGAAUCAUCGGAAAUGGACGACCUGGAACAACUGCUACUAGAAGCUGAAAGUGAAGACAUGAUCAAUAACGUUAGUUCUGUGAAAGCUAAGGAAGAUCCAAGUAAGAAAGUCAAAGCGAAACCUUCCCUCACAUUAUCCGGAUCAACGUUUUUGGAAGAGUUCGUCCGGAAACCGAACGCUAAAAAUGUUGAAAAUUCUGUUAAAUCUGGAAGCGCAGUUCAUGGUGGUGAUACAGAUUCUUCUGAUGACGAAGAAACACGUAAUUUUUUGGAGCAAAAGUAUAACGAGUAUGGAAAAAGUAUCAACACACUGCUGAAACAAAAAGAGGAAGAAAAAAUAGAUAACCGAAUAUCUAAUAUGAUCGAUCAAGCGUUGAGAAAUGAAAAGAAGGACGCAUCUGAAAGACCUGCACAAAGUGCUGCUAUAGCUGAGAGUACGCCUAAACAACAAUUUAAUCCUUUCCCCGGAACGGUUAAAGGCGAUCCAUUGCCCCCCUCUAAGAAUGAUAUACCGGAUAUCUUCAAAAAAAGCGUUUAUACGGAUCCUGUAUUCGGUAUACGAAUUGUUCAUCCGUUGGUUUCAAGUGCUGUGCUUCAAGAGCGUAUGGAGGGCAAAAAAGCAGUUUCAAUGGCGCGUAUCAAAUACCACAUUGAGCACGAACAGUUGAAAAAUGAUUGGGCCAUUGCGGGUGUGGUGUUGAACAAGAGUCCUCCCAAAACUACAUCGAAGGGCGGCCAAUUUUCUAUCUGGAGGCUUAGCGAUCUUCACGGAGAAAUCAAAGUCGUCAGUUUGUUCCUUUUCUCGCAAGCUUAUAAAGAUCUCUGGAAGACUGCGGAAGGAAUGGUUAUCUGCAUUUUGAAUCCCAAUGUUUUUGAACGCAAUGAUGAUAGAAACUCUGAGGCAACUUUAUCAAUCGAUAAGUCUGCUAAAGUAAUGAUAUUGGGACAAUCGAGAGACAUGGGCACUUGCCGUAGUAAGAAGAAAAACGGUGAGAAAUGCACUGCUUUUGUGAACUUAGAAAAGUGCGAAUACUGUGUUUAUCACGUUAAACAAGAGUACAGCAAGGCAUGCAAUCGGGGAGGACUGAUUUCGUCUACUGCUGGACGAGGAUUGAACGAACUGAGGAAUAAAGUGCUAGGCAAAAACGAGGUUUUCUAUGGAGGACAAAGUUUUACAGCAGUGAAGGCGAAAAAGAAUCCAAAGCAGGUUGAAAAAGAUAAUCAUCGAAUGAUGACCUUGUCGGAGUAUUAUCAGUCACCCCUUCAAGGAACAAACAGUGCAGCGGUUCCGUCCUACCGUCAGCAGCAGUCCAAAGCGCAUAAACCCUCUGCAGCUGGAUUGGAAAUGAAUAUGAAACAGCGAGAAAAAGAUCUGGAACGAUUGAAACAAUUGGGCUCGACUAGUUCCGUUCCAUCGGUUACACCACAAAAAGACAUCUCCAAAGAAGUUCCAAAAUCUGAACAAAAACCUACGCCUCCUUCAUCUGCCCCUAACGAGUUUGAGAAUAGGUCAUUCAGCUUUCAAGCCAAGCAAACUCCCCGGUUAAGUACUGGUAAUUUUGUAAUCGAUUUUGCUGCAACUCCAAAACAAGCUAUUUAUUCACGUCAAAAAGCUAUGGAAAUUCUGAAAAAGAAACCUUUGGAGAAAUCCAACCCGAAUUUUAUAAAAUAUCGCGGAACUGACGUAGGCAAAAAACGAGCAAUUGAGGAAAUCAUCUCCAAUGAAGAUUCAAAUGAGAACGUUUCGAAGAAGCAAAAACUCGAACAAGAAGAACAAACUCGAAAAGAGCGACUCAAAAAGAUCCUGGAAGCCACCUCUUCGCAUACGGAUUUGAUAAAGGCACAUGAAGACGAGCAGCAAGAGAAAUAUUUCAAAGAACUCGAACGGAAGGAAGCGAUGGAAGAGAAAAUGUUGAAUACUUACCAAGUUGCGUGUAAAGCUGUGAUAUGCAAACAGUGCAAAUAUAUUGCCUUCUCGGCUGCUAACCGUUGCAAAGUGGAACGACACGAACUGACGGUCAGAGAUGCCGAGAAGCGAUUCUUCAAGUGUGCCGAUUGUGGCAAUAGAACCAUAUCGUUACAUCGCUUACCUAAAACCACCUGCAAGAAUUGUCAGAGUUCACGCUGGGAACGUUGUGCGAUGAUGCGUGAGAAGAGAGGUCCGCUAUUGGGUGCAUCCUUGUCGAUCCGAGGAGAUGAGGAGAAGCAUUUGGGCAGCUGUGCCAAUACAGCAAAUUUGAAUCUGCUGGUGCCGGAAUGUGAUUGAAAAAUACUAAUGCCUGGUGUAUUUAUCGACUGACUUGUAACACAAAUUGUUCUGAACAAUAAAUAAGGCAAUCAACAUAUUUAUUGUAUAAGGCGA
This is a messenger RNA of Toxorhynchites rutilus septentrionalis, 2559 nucleotides long. RefSeq names its product protein MCM10 homolog (gene Mcm10). Gene Ontology annotation, molecular function: DNA replication origin binding; single-stranded DNA binding. The transcript has 2 exons. The record is from RefSeq and is a predicted model, not a curated record. Gene Ontology annotation, biological process: DNA replication; DNA replication initiation. The coding region runs from base 172 to 2463 and encodes 763 amino acids. Gene Ontology annotation, cellular component: replication fork protection complex; nucleus. Lineage: Eukaryota; Metazoa; Arthropoda; Insecta; Diptera; Culicidae.